ACGUGACCGCUGGCAGGCUCGCGCCCGGCCGUUCGGUUCCCAGCUGCGUUCUGGGCCGCUUCCCUCUUCUUUCCCAGCCUCUCGGCCUCCGCACCAACGCGGCCGGGGCGGGAGCAGGGUUGGCGCGUAGUUGGAGCCGGAGCCGCAGACGCAUGAAACGUGGAGGCCUGAGCUGGGGGCGAUCGUGGCUUCUCCUGUUCCUCCUCUGCUACCUGCUUGUCCGUGAGCUGGAAGCGGUCUCCCCGCCGGCAGGGACAGGUUGUCCCAUGGAGAUGAAGGUUUAAGGACAAACUGUGGACCGGGUCAGAAGAUGGGGUCGAACAGCAGCAGGAUCGGCGACCUCCCCACGAACGAGCACUUGAAGAAGUUGUCGGGCACGGAGCCGCUCUCUGAGAACGACCCCUUCUGGAACCAGCUUCUCUCGUUUUCAUUCCCCGCACCAACUGGCAGUACUGACCUGAAGCUCUUGGAGGAGGCAACCGUUUCAGUCUGCAGGUCUUUAGUUGAAAACAAUCCUCGAACAGGAAACCUUGGUGCGUUAAUUAAGGUCUUCCUUUCUAGAACCAAAGAACUAAAACUUUCAGCAGAAUGUCAGAAUCACAUCUUCAUCUGGCAGACACACAACGCUCUGUUUAUUAUUUGCUAUUUGCUGAAAGUGUUCAUUUGUGAGAUGUCAGAGGAGGAGUUACUUCUUCAUUUCACUUACGAAGAUAGAUCUCCUGGCAGUUACAGUUCUGAGUCAGAAGAUCUUUUGGAAGAAUUAGUCUGCUGUUUGAUGCAGUUAAUCACUGAUAUUCCACUCUUAGACAUCACAUAUGAAAUAUCAGUAGAAGCCAUAUCGACAAUGGUUGCUUUCCUUUCCUGCCAACUCUUCCACAAGGAGGUUUUGCGACAGAGCAUCAGUCACAAGUAUUUGAUGCAAGGUCGAUGUCUUCCAUACACCAGCAAACUUGUGAAAACCUUGUUGUAUAACUUUAUCAGACAAGAAAAGCCGCCGCCUCCAGGAGCACACGUCUUCUCCCAGCAUUCGGAGGGGGGCGGACUGCUGUAUGGACUUGCGUCAGGAGUAGCAACUGGGCUCUGGACUGUCUUCACCCUGGGCGGUGUGGGCAGCAAGGCGGCCGCCCCUCCCGCACUGUCUUCCCCCCUGGCCAACCAGAGUCUCCUGCUUCUGCUGGUGCUGGCCAACCUGACAGAUGCUGCAGACGCGCCCAACCCCUACAGACAGGCCAUCAUGUCCUUUAAGAAUACGCAAGAUAACAGCCCUUUCCCCUCGUCAGUCCCACAUGCUUUCCAGAUUAAUUUUAACAGUUUGUACACAGCUCUCUGUGAACAGCAGACCUCUGACCAAGCGACCCUCCUUUUGUACACUUUGCUCCAUCAGAAUAGUAAUAUUAGAACAUACAUGCUGGCUCGUACAGAUAUGGAAAAUCUUGUUUUACCAAUUCUUGAGAUCCUGUAUCAUGUUGAAGAAAGAAAUUCCCACCACGUGUAUAUGGCACUUAUAAUAUUGUUGAUCCUUACAGAAGAUGAUGGCUUUAAUAGGUCCAUUCAUGAAGUGAUACUAAAAAAUAUUACUUGGUAUUCAGAACGGGUUUUAACAGAAAUUUCACUGGGGAGUCUCCUGAUACUGGUCGUAAUAAGAACCAUUCAGUACAACAUGACAAGGACAAGAGACAAGUACCUCCACACCAACUGCUUGGCUGCUCUGGCGAACAUGUCGGCGCAGUUCCGCUCUCUCCACCAGUACGCGGCCCAGAGGAUCAUCAGUUUAUUUUCCUUGCUGUCUAAAAAACACAACAAAGUUCUGGAACAAGCCACACAGUCCUUGAGAGGUUCACUAAGUUCCAGUGACGUUCCUCUACCAGAUUAUGCACAAGACCUGAACGUCAUCGAAGAAGUGAUCCGAAUGAUGUUAGAGAUCAUCAACUCCUGCCUGACCAAUUCUCUUCACCACAACCCAAACUUGGUGUACGCGCUGCUCUACAAACGAGAUCUCUUUGAACAGUUUCGAACUCAUCCCUCAUUUCAGGAUAUAAUGCAAAAUAUUGAUCUGGUGAUCACCUUCUUCAGCUCCAGGUUGCUGCAGGCUGGAGCCGAGCUGUCAGUGGAACGGGUGCUGGAGAUCAUCAAGCAAGGAGUGGUCGCGCUGCCCAAAGACAGGCUAAAGAAAUUUCCAGAAUUGAAGUUCAAAUAUGUGGAAGAGGAGCAGCCUGAGGAGUUUUUUAUCCCCUAUGUCUGGUCUCUGGUCUACAACUCCGCCGUGGGCCUGCGCUGGAACCCCCAGGACAUCCAGCUGUUCACGGUGGACUCCGACUGAGGGGGGCGCUGUCGCCCACCCGACCCCAGCCGAGCAGCCCUCCUCACCAUUUUCUUUCUGGGGAACAGACCCCGGCGGACUGCCUGGUGUGCCUUCUGUGAGAGGAUCACACAGGCGUGUUUCCCUUGCACACUUGGAUGCGGGGAAUCGGGGCCAGUCUGCAAUAGACACUUGGCUUAGGUUGUAGGGCGGGGAUGAGGGGGCGUGGCCAUGCAGCAGUAAUAAAUGCUACACCCUGCUUCCCA
Molecule: messenger RNA, 2565 nt
Organism: Artibeus jamaicensis (Jamaican fruit-eating bat)
Lineage: Eukaryota; Metazoa; Chordata; Mammalia; Chiroptera; Phyllostomidae
Gene: DYM
Product: dymeclin
Exons: 17
Coding region: 311-2320 (669 amino acids)
Biological process (GO): Golgi organization
Cellular component (GO): Golgi apparatus
Source: RefSeq, a predicted model, not a curated record